Messenger RNA from Amphiprion ocellaris (clown anemonefish), 3561 nucleotides. RefSeq names its product rapunzel 5 (gene rpz5). NCBI's taxonomy places the organism in Eukaryota, Metazoa, Chordata, Actinopteri, Pomacentridae. The transcript is spliced from 2 exons. The record is from RefSeq and is a predicted model, not a curated record. Bases 68 to 1252 code for a protein of 394 amino acids.
UUCCAAGCAAGAUAAUUAUCCCAGCACCAGCAAAGUCUCUAAAUUAGAUUGCAAAAUACACAAUACAAUGAUGAACAGUGUGGCAGACUGGCUCGUGCAGAACAGGGACAAGAUUGAGAAAGGUGUGGAGAUCAUGGGCCAGGCCUCCGAGGUGCUGGCUUCCACCGUGGGCCAGCUUCACCCUGUCUUGGAGGCCGUGUUCGUGGCCUCGGCCGAGCUCCUCAGCAACCCGGAAGGCAAAGAGGCUCGCUACCUGACGCAACAAUUUGAACUGGUGAACCAACAGCUUGAGGGGAUCCAGGAUGAGAUCGAUAAAAUCGCCCUGGAGCUGCAGAGGACAUCCAUGAACAAGCAGAACUUUGAUCGAGAGGCGCAGAUGCUCAGCCAGUAUGAAAAGUUCCAGGACUUUGUCAAUGCCAAGCCAAAGUUCAAGGAGAAGAAGAAGGAGAAGUUCCUCAGCCAUUUUGAGAACACCGAUGGCGAUUUGAACCUGGAUGCCCUCUACAACGCUGUCACCGGGGAGAACACCGCUGGAGACCCAAUGCUGGAGACGGUGGUCACCACUGAGCAGAGAAGCAGAAGAGCGGUGGAGGAUUUCUGUGCUCGGCUGAAGAAGCUGUUCGUGGUGGGGAUUAUUGCCGUCAUGGGCCAUGCUGCCUUGAAGGAGGGAGCAGUCGGGGAGGAGAUGGUGAAGAAGUGGCAGCAGCGAAUGGAGGAUGUGGAGAAGAGAAUGAAAGCAGCAGUGGAUGACUGUACAGAGAACUUUGCCGAACAAGCCAAGGUGGACAUGGAGCACCUGCUGCAGGAGAAUCCCGGCACUGUAGACCAAGACUUCACCAAAACCCUGCUGGAUUCACUGGUUAAGAAAUACGACUGGGUGAACUGGUCCGUCCGAGCCUUCAACGACAGGGAGCGCAUUUUCUUUUUCAACUGGCUAGCUGGAAAGAAGUACCAUGGAAGUGGAGGAGCCAACUGGUUUGACAUUUUGACCAAGAACAAGAUCAAAGUGGUGGUCUCGUUCUGCGUCAACCCCAAGCCCAUCAACAAGACCCAGAUCCAGGAGCAGAUCGAGCAGCAGAAGCUGAAGGGGAACAUGAUGGCAGUGGCUCUAUCUCUGAGCAAGAGCUUCCCCAACUGCCUGGUCCAUGCUGUCAGCCACUACAAAGCGGUGGUGGAGACCAACAACUUCCAUGAGGAUUGUUACUACUAUGGAAAACAUAAAAGAGCUCACCUGUGUAUCCACCCCGAGUAGAGUCGCGCAGGUGUGCAGCUUCUUAAUGAUGAAUUCAUGAAUGUCUUCACCAGAGACUUGAAUAUAUCUCAAUGAAAUAUAGAAAUCAUUCAUAAAUAUUGUCUCUGUUGAUAUGUAAUCAGCUCUGGGUUCUGCUAUGUGAUCCGUUGUCUUGCAUUGAUUUUUACUCUCAAUUCGUACUGUUUCUUUCCUCUGUUGUUAUAAAAAUGUCCGAGCCAUGCAUCUCCAUGUUGCUUCACAUUACUAUAAUGGUUUGGAUAUUUCUAGGGUUGGGCAAUACAGCUUAGUUUGUCAGGUGUCGGAAACUUUGAUGUUCAUUUAUAAACCAAUUAGCAGGAGCAAAUAAUUAUAUGUUUACAUGAUAUUUGCUUAAAACUUUUGAGCUUAUCCAUCGUAAAAAGCUGUAAAACAAGCGAGCACACAUUGAGAUAUGAUUGCUUUGUCAACUGCAUGUUUCCAAAGUCAUCAAUGACCAGCCAGGCUCAACUUUUAAAGGACUAGUUUGACAUUUGGCUCUCAGGUCUGUACUAAGAACGAAGCAGGAGCUAGCAAACUGCUUAGCUUAACAUAAACACUGGAAACGGGUAACAGACAGCUUGGUUCUUCCCAAACUUAAUAAGAUCCUUUGAAGUUUGCCAUUUAACAUGUGGUUAAUGUUGUGAAGGUGUGAUUUUAACCCAAACCAUAGUUUUCCUUAGAUUGUGGGUGACAAACCUCUGGCCCUUGGUGAAAGUCUUGUAACUUACACCAGAACCACUCCAUCCGACUUUCUUAUGAGGCUCUUUCAGACUAGCGAGUAUUGACAUCGUAGGAACAUCGAUACCAAUUGACACCUUUUUGAAACUGUAGUUUUUGAUAUCCUGGAAAUGAGAACACGUUGAAUGCUUUAAAACCAAAGUAGGCACUGAAUACAUGGAUGCUCAUCAAUGAAGCAGACUGGAAAGUAGUACAAUAAGAGCAGCUACAUUGCUCAGCUUCCCUGGGCACUUCUACGUGUUAGGUCCUUUUGUUUGCAGUCUUUAUGGUAAGCUAAGCUAACUGUCUCCUAGCUCCAAUUCCCUAUUAAGAAUUUUUUCACUGCAGGAUCUUGCAGGAUGUUUAAGGGAACCUUUAAAUUGUAGAAUCUCUUUCUGGGUGGUACUUCUGAUCGGCCCAAAAAACUGCUGAUGUUAGAACUGAUUUUUUUCUGUCCUCUUGAUGUCCUCAUCCAGCAGACAUCCUCUCUAUUCUAACAUUUCCCUAACCUAUGCAAAAUUCACCAUAUAUGCUAACAUAUCUAAUCUUCAUACAUCCAUUAGCGACUAUGUGUCGUUGUUUUGGUGCACUCUGUGUUAAUAUUGUAGUCUAGGCUGUGGGAAUCUGCACUGCAAUGGCAGCAGAAAGGCUGAAAGGGCAAAUGAGGAAGUCAUUUCUGGAAAUAUUAGCCCCACCUCAUCCCCAAGUUCCUGCAGUGAAAAGCCGCCUGCUAAUACAGAUCUAAUAAGCUAACGCUUGGAAACAAAGUCAAGUAAUACAGUCUUCUCAUAAGGAUGGCAUAAUGUGACUGAAAGCUCCACAACAUGCUGAUUGUUUGUAUAUACUGCAAUUUAUCACAAUAGGUAGUGGAUGUUAUUCCUACAUACCACUCAGCUAGCAGGGUAUGUUCCCACAUUGAUAGCUGAUGUUAUCUACAAAUUCUAAGAUUUUUUUUGAGGAAAUCAUUUUGACCUAGUGUUUAAGAAGAUCUGAAAAAUAUUUACUAUUCAAAUUCUGUUCUUAUGAGGUUAAAAGUUAACUAAGAUUUUAGGAAUGUUUUAGCUGCAACAUUCAGAUAACGUUUUGAGAAUGCUGCCAGGGCCACUGAUUACAACAAUUACAACAAAAGGUAUAAAACUGUUGAACCGAUUGUAUACAUUCCUGCUACGUUCCACAGUGUUGCAUGAUUAAGGAACAAGGCCAACAUUGCAACAUUUAGAAAACAUUUGAAGAACAUUACAGCAUAACAUUCUAGCACAGUUACCACCAAACAGUUUUAGAACGUCUUUUAAGAGAUUUAUCUGAACUUUAGGAAGAAGACUCUGACAGCUUUAAGAAAACUUCCUUCUGAAAAUAUUGGUAGAACAUUGCAGAAUUUUCUCAGAACGUUUUGAGAAGCAUAAGGUUGUAGCUGGGUAACUCCACUCCUAGAAAUAACCACGUCUGGAAAAAUAAAUGUAAUAUUUGUGCUGCUUUUGGUGCAGUAUGUAGGGCAAACUUUUCAAAUCAACCAUGAUCUUCAUCAACACAUUCAUGUAUGUUUUACUUAAUUUGUAAUAAACAAAAAAUAUGGA